Triticum turgidum subsp. durum (durum wheat) is the source of this 525-nucleotide messenger RNA. The record is from the annotation of a GenBank genome assembly. NCBI's taxonomy places the organism in Eukaryota, Viridiplantae, Streptophyta, Magnoliopsida, Poales, Poaceae.
AUGACGCCGUACACGAUGGGCGAGUUCGACCUGUCGCACAGGGUCGUGCUGGCGCCGCUCACGCGGCAGCGCGCCUACGGCGGCGUGCCGCAGCCGCACGCCGCCCUGUACUACUCCCAGCGCGCCUCCCCCGGCGGCCUCCUCAUCUCCGAGGCCACGCGGGUUUCCCCGCCGGCCUCGCGGCAGGAGGAGCCGGAGUCGUCCUUCGGGGACGUCCCCGGGAUCUGGACGCCGGAGCAGGUCGGGGCCUGGGCGCCCGUGGUGGACGCCGUGCACGCCAAGGGCGCCGUCUUCUUCUGCCAGCUCUGGCACGUCGCCGGCGAUGCUGCCCGGCAAAGGGAGCAGCAGGUGAGCCCACAGAUGAGCUUCGACGGCCGCCGCAAGGAGCUGACGUCCCCGAGGAGGGUGGCGCAGGGGGAGGCUCCCCGCGUCGUCGAUGGGUUCAGACGCGCCGCCCGGAACGCCGUCGACGCCGGUACGUGCGUCCGCGUGGGCCGGAAACCGUUGCUUCAGUUAGUACAGUAG